Batrachochytrium dendrobatidis JAM81 is the source of this 2145-nucleotide messenger RNA. Its product is annotated as Golgi transport complex subunit COG6. The transcript has 12 exons. Bases 68 to 2113 code for a protein of 681 amino acids. The record is from RefSeq and is a predicted model, not a curated record. Gene Ontology annotation, cellular component: COG complex. Gene Ontology annotation, biological process: intra-Golgi vesicle-mediated transport. Lineage: Eukaryota; Fungi; Chytridiomycota; Chytridiomycetes; Rhizophydiales.
UUUCAUUUUACGUGAAUACGGCUGUAAGAAGGUUGAUUUUGGACUCGACAUAUUCAAGUUGACUUCAAUGACUCUGCCAUUGGGAGCUGGUGGUGACACUCCCACUGCCGGGUUCUUUCAAAAUGCAGAAGAACUCCAGCCUCAGAAUAAACUAUCUACUGGAUAUCCUCUCUACAGAAAACUCACCAAAGUAUUACACCUAUCUCUGGAUGAACCAGAAACGCAAGAAGCGCUAUCUGCCUUGUCAGAUAUCUAUCCACAAAACACUCCCAGUGCUAGACGCAAUCUCAAAAGCCAUGUUGAGAAACAAGUUUCUGGGGUCAGCAAGGAGUUUUUGGCCGCAUUUGAUGCUCUCCAUUCUCAACUAAUCGGGAUUGAGAGCCAUAUCGACAGUAUUGGCAAUCGAUGUGAGCAAAUGGAUAUUCAACUCAAAGCCGCAUAUAAAAAUGCUGCAUCUGUUCUUAAACAUACCCAAGAUAUGAAAACUAAAAGUGAGCAAGCUUCGUAUCGCAAAGUUGUUGUAGAUGCACUUUUGGAACGGUUUACACUGUCAGAUACAGAGAUUCGUCUACUGGCUACAUCAAGCGAGACUGUGAACACUGCAUUUUUUGCUGCACUUUCCCGUGUUCAAAAUAUACAAACAGAUUGUCAGACAUUAUUGAUUGGUGAAAACCAACGGCUUGGUUUGGAAAUCAUGGAAACCACUAACAUGUACCAGGAGUCGGCAUUUGAAAAGCUGUUUAGGUGGGCUUUGGCAGAGUGCAGACUUUUGAAGUCGGAAUCUCCAGAAAUAACGGUUGAACUCAAAAAAGGCAUUCAAACACUUAAACAGAGACCUAUUUUAUUUGAAUCGUGCAUGGAAGAGGUCUCUAAUAUUCGACGCGCAACAAACAUUAGGAGUUUCCAAAACGCAUUGAGUGUAGGUGGACCAGGAGGAUUUCCUCGACCUAUUGAAGUGCAUGCUCACGAUGUAUUGCGAUAUACUGGAGACAUUCUUGCAUGGGUGCAUCAAGCAGCUGUUAGCGAACGAGAAAUGCUUGAAGGACUCUUUGAUCUUGCUUCAGUCGCAUCUCGUGAACGACAAAUUCCGACAACCAAUGCAUCCGAUCAGUCUGCAUUGAGGGAGAUUAAAGGAUACCAGGCUGACGACGAACUGCUUCUUCGUGUACUGGAAAAAAAUUUGGAAGGCGUUUGUCGUCCUCUCAAGUCUCGUAUUGUAUCGGUUCUUCAAUCAGGUCUAGGUCCCAUCACAUCCUAUCGUAUUGCAAACCUUGUACAAUUUUAUUCCCACACCAUUAUUAAGGUCAUUGGCUCUUCUUCUGAAAUUUCUGCCUUAUUUGACGAAUUGAUCCAGGAUGCGUUCAAGAUUUUCUUUAGUGCUCUUAUGGCUCAAGCUGCAGAUAUGCUACGAUUUGUGGAUGCUCCGAGUUUUGAUUUACAGCCUCCUCAAAUUGUCAAGGAUACAAUAUCUCAACUGCGAGAAAUUAUGCUUUCGCAUGACGAGUCACUUUUAAGUUCAUCUGGACAAGAAGGCGAUUUUAGACAAAUUGUCAACACAUUACUUGAGCCAGUGUUAAAGUUGUGUGAGAUUGGAUCGGCUAGCUUAAAGCCGCUAGAAAGUGCUAUGUAUAUGGUAAACUGUCUUUGCUACAUCCAGAUGGCGCUUUCAUCCUUUUCAUUUGCAGCAACUCAGAUCAAAGAAAUACAGGACCAAAUUGAUUCACAGAUUCAUGUGCUAGUCCAAGAACAAUACUCGGUGAUUCUAAGCCAAUCUGGUCUUGAAAACUUGGUAAUGCACAUGGAAACUCUGCAACCACCUUUGGCUCACACACGCACGGUCGAUGCAAAAGCUGUAGCAGAAGCCAUUGCCAAACUCGACUUAUUUUUGGUUACUGUAACGGUCGAUGUUGCUGAAACACUGUCGAGGAUCAGUAGUGUGCAAAUUGCUCGGCGGGUUUCGCAACGUGGGUUCAGGAAGUUUGUCGAUACAUAUCGUAACAUUGUGGCCAAGAUCAUGGAUCCAAUUAACAAGUACGAAUUUCCUUCCAGUUUGAUUGUACGAAGUGUGGAAGAAGUUGAAACUCUCUUAUCUCUGCAAGAUAGCAGUUCUUGAUUAAUAAAUUCACGAGUAUUUGGAAUCUUGCU